Messenger RNA from Coprinopsis cinerea okayama7#130, 117 nucleotides. Its product is annotated as fungal mating-type pheromone. Lineage: Eukaryota; Fungi; Basidiomycota; Agaricomycetes; Agaricales; Psathyrellaceae. Bases 1 to 117 code for a protein of 38 amino acids. The transcript has a single exon. The record is from RefSeq and is a predicted model, not a curated record.
AUGGAUUCCUUCACCGCCAUCACUUCCAUCUUCACCACCCAGCCCUCCGUCGAGGUUCCCUCCGACCUCGAGACUGGCGGCGGCUCUGGCAAUGGCGCCUACUGCGUGAUCGCUUAA